Messenger RNA from Lytechinus variegatus (green sea urchin), 899 nucleotides. RefSeq lists its product as uncharacterized. The coding region runs from base 57 to 899 and encodes 280 amino acids. The transcript is spliced from 5 exons. NCBI's taxonomy places the organism in Eukaryota, Metazoa, Echinodermata, Echinoidea, Temnopleuroida, Toxopneustidae. The record is from RefSeq and is a predicted model, not a curated record.
CUUGUUCUUGCUGCUGUAUCUUACGAGUUUUCACAAAGUUGCUCGAGGAAGACCAUAUGUUCGUAGUUGCGUUCGAACAAUCGUAUCAAACUCCAAGGAGAAUGCACUACGUUCUCAUCCUGAUGGGCCUCUACGUUGCUGUGGCGCUCGGAUAUUCGGGUAGAAGGUGUCCUGCUGGAUGGAAAAACAUAGGAUCGGGAUGUUAUAAUUUUCCACUAAUUGUAAAAAAUGAGUAUCAGAUUGCCGUUUCCACGUGCAAGUCGUUGGGAGGCCAAGUCUUUGUUCCAAAUAGCAAAGCUGAGAUCGGCAUUGCCCGUAUGCCCUACAUAACACAACACAAGGAUACCGAAAUAGAUGAUUACAUCUGGGUUGGCUGUGUGUAUGAUGAUGCAAAUAUCACCUUCUUGUGUGUGGAUGGCAGCAGUAUAGGUCUUACCAAUGCUGAUAUGUGGCCAAACGACCACGACUUCGGUUCCGUGAGUGCCGCUCUUCCUGGCCAAGUAGUAGCCACGUUCGUCACAGUUCCGGGUGGAUUGUACGACGUAAUAGUAACCAAACGUUUAGCCUUUCUAACGCUCUGUGAAGUGGAACCUCUUCCAGAUCCUCCGCAGCUAGAAGCUCGUCCCACAUCAAGUGUCUUUGCUCAAGCAACCGAUCGCAAAGGACGUGCUCCGAUUGGCUACUGUGGCAAUGAUCACGUGAUGAAGCUUGCACCCAUAGGAGGCAAGGCACAAUACGCCGUGGUUUGGUUCAGGUCUGGACUUGAGUAUUUCGGGUCACCGUCAUGUUGGAACCCAAUUGUGACUAAGAUUGAGGUUCUUAGCGGACCUUUUCAGGUUCAGCUGAAGGAUUUUCAGGUCGUCCUCUUUCUUCAUGGUGCCAUCAAUCUUCUGGAGUGA